AUGGCCGAAAACAAUGUACAUGUACCUGAGAAGCCACGAUACAUCAAUUUCCCGUCUUUGGAACCUGGUACAAUCAUCGAUGGAAAGCAGGCUCUGAAUCGGUGGUCAUAUGAAAUAACCAGAGAACAUGAUUUCCCUGGAGCUCAAGCGAUGCUUUAUGCAGCCGGUGUUCCAAAUCGAGACAUGAUGAAGACAGCACCUCAAGUUGGCAUCGCGACUGUCUGGUGGGAAGGAAAUCCUUGCAAUACUCAUCUACACGACCUCGGGAAGAUUGUCAAGGACGCUGUCCAGAAGCAGGGCAUGCUCGGCUGGCAGUUCAACACGAUUGGAGUCAGUGAUGCGAUUACCAUGGGAUCGGAUGGCAUGAGAUUCUCCCUUCAGAGCCGAGAGAUCAUCGCCGACAGCAUAGAAACAGUCACGUGUGCCCAGCACCAUGAUGCUAAUAUUUCCAUUCCAGGCUGCGAUAAGAACAUGCCCGGUGUUAUCAUGGCCGCUGCAAGAUUCAACAGACCUUUCAUAAUGAUAUACGGUGGAACUAUCAAGAAGGGAUUUUCAAAGCUCCUUAACAAGGACGUCAACAUCAGCACUUGUUACGAAGCUUCGGGUGCAUUUGCGUAUGGGAGACUCCAGGCCGCAGAGGGUGCUGGAGAGCCUGGGCGAACUCCUAGCGAUGUGAUGCAAGAUCUCGAGGAGCACAGUUGUCCAGGUUCUGGUGCUUGUGGUGGAAUGUAUACUGCCAACACCAUGUCUACAGCAAUCGAGGCUAUGGGUCUCUGCCUCCCAGGAUCUUCUUCUAAUCCUGCCGAGUCCCCAGCGAAGAUGCGAGAAUGCGUAAAAGCGGCUGAGACUAUCAAGAUCUGUAUGGAAAAGAACAUCCGAGCCAGAGACUUGAUGACCAAAGAGUCUUUUGAGAAUGCUCUUGUGAUAACAAUGGCACUUGGAGGUUCGACAAAUGGCGUUUUGCAUUUUCUAGCUAUGGCUGGGACUGCUGAAGUUCCGCUCUCCCUUGAUGAUGUUCAGCGAGUGAGCGAUCGAAUUCCAUUUAUCGCAGAUCUUGCCCCAAGUGGCAAAUAUUUCAUGGAGGAUCUAUACAAUAUUGGAGGCACCCCGGCAGUUUUGAAGCUGCUUGUAGCAGCUGGGCUCAUGAAUGGUGAUAUCCCUACCGUUACCGGAAAGACUUUGCGAGAGAACAUUGAACCUUUCCCCUCAUUGCCACAAGAUCAAGUCAUAAUUCGUCCAUUGUCCAACCCCAUCAAAGCCACAGGGCAUUUGCAGAUUCUUCGAGGAAAUCUUGCUCCAGGAGGAGCGGUCGCUAAGAUUACCGGAAAGGAAGGACUAUCGUUUACUGGCAAGGCCAAGGUCUUUAACAAGGAGCACGAGCUCAACACUGCGCUCAACAAAGGACAGAUUCCACAUGGUGAGAAUCUAGUACUCAUUGUCCGUUAUGAAGGCCCGAAAGGUGGUCCUGGAAUGCCGGAGCAGCUCAAGGCAUCUGCGGCGAUCAUGGGUGCUGGACUCGACAACAUUGCGCUGGUGACUGAUGGCAGAUACUCCGGGGCAAGUCACGGCUUUAUCGUUGGCCAUGUCGUACCUGAAGCUGCUGUCGGCGGUCCAAUCGCUCUGGUUCAAGACGGAGAUGUCGUGACUAUCUCUGCCGAAACAAACACUUUGAGUAUGGACGUGAGUGAUGAAGAAAUCGCGAUUCGUUUGAAGGCUUGGAAACCCCCUAGAACCCCUGUGAACCGUGGAGCUCUGGCAAAGUAUGCAAAGCUUGUUGGUUCUGCUUCUUACGGAGCGAUGACAGACCAAUUCUAG
Messenger RNA from Cadophora gregata, 1815 nucleotides. RefSeq lists its product as uncharacterized. The coding region runs from base 1 to 1815 and encodes 604 amino acids. The transcript is spliced from 12 exons. Gene Ontology annotation, cellular component: mitochondrion. Gene Ontology annotation, molecular function: dihydroxy-acid dehydratase activity. Gene Ontology annotation, biological process: branched-chain amino acid biosynthetic process. NCBI's taxonomy places the organism in Eukaryota, Fungi, Ascomycota, Leotiomycetes, Helotiales, Ploettnerulaceae. The record is from RefSeq and is a predicted model, not a curated record.